This is a messenger RNA of Ustilago hordei, 1785 nucleotides long. RefSeq lists its product as uncharacterized. The record is from RefSeq and is a predicted model, not a curated record. Lineage: Eukaryota; Fungi; Basidiomycota; Ustilaginomycetes; Ustilaginales; Ustilaginaceae. Bases 1 to 1785 code for a protein of 594 amino acids. Gene Ontology annotation, molecular function: 2-(3-amino-3-carboxypropyl)histidine synthase activity. The transcript has a single exon. Gene Ontology annotation, biological process: protein histidyl modification to diphthamide.
AUGCAGCAAACGAACGCAGGCAAUCCACGCAAGCGAUUCACCGCCACUGGCUCUGAAGCUGGCCCCUCUCGCACCCCCCGAAUCGCCAACGCAGUCCCAGAUUCCAUCCUCCAAGACGCCGCUGUCAACCAAGCCAUCGCCUCCAUCCUCCCUGGGAACUACAACUUUGAGAUCCACAAAACAAUCCACCAUAUUCGUAAAGCAUCUGCAACAUGUGUCGCUCUGCAGAUGCCCGAAGGUCUCACGCUGUGGGCUACAGGUAUCGCUGACAUUCUAGAGCGGUUCACAGAGGCAACGACGGUAAUCAUGGGCGAUGUUACCUACGGAGCAUGCUGUGUGGACGACUAUACGGCGAUGGCGUUGGGCUGUGACAUGUUAGUGCAUUAUGGUCAUAGCUGUUUGGUGCCAGUGGAUCAGACGGCGAUCAAGACGCUCUACGUGUUUGUGGAGAUCUCGAUUGAUCCUGCUCAUUUGGCUAGUACGGUGAGGGCCAACUUUCCAAGCGACAAGGAGCAGUUCAGGGCAAAGAUCCUGGGUGGAAGUCAGAAUGUGAAGGGGGAGAGGCAGGCGGUUGAUGAGAGUGCUGGGCGCGCAAGGAUCCAAAUCGGCCAAGCUCACGAUGCCAACGCUCAAGCGUCCAAUUCGUCGGCAACAAGCUCAACCCCAACACAUCUAGCAUUGGUGGGAACAGUACAGUUCAUCAACGCAAUUCACGCUCUACGAGAGGCACUGGAGCAACAACAGCAUCGCUCAGCCCAUGGCACCAUCGUCAAUGGCGAACCUGAUCCUGAUCGACUACUUCUCACCGCUGCAUCCGCCACAAGGGGCACAGUCGACCCUAUUUCGCAGGCAGCCAAAUGGAAAUCCUGGACAUCAGGAGAAUACAAAAUCACAGUUCCACAAGUCAAACCUCUCAGCCCAGGAGAAGUUCUCGGCUGCACAUCCCCCAAAUUGGACAAAGACAGCAUCGAUGCGAUCGUCUACAUUGGAGAUGGACGGUUUCAUCUCGAGUCGAUCAUGAUCGGCAAUCCCCGCAUCCCUGCUUUCCGAUACGACCCGUACACAAAACGCUUUGUUAGAGAGCUAUACGAUCAUGCCGAGAUGCGCAAGAUGCGCCGAGAAGCAGUUCGACUCGCUCAGGCCAGCGUAGGAGCGAUGGACCUCGAUCCUGAAACUUGCAUGGACAAGCAGAAAUCAGAUGCUCAGGCACUGCAGGAAGAAAGGAGGAAAGCAACGGGAUGGGGUGUUGUCUUGGGCACUCUUGGUAGACAAGGCAGCCUAAGAGUGCUCGAAUCUCUGAGCACAUCGCUAGCACAGCACUCUCCUCCAAUCCCACACGUGCGGAUCUUGCUAUCCGAACUGUCACCGCAGAAAGUGGGACUGUUUGGAGACCAUCUCUCGGCGUUCAUCCAGACAAGUUGUCCGCGUUUGUCGAUCGAUUGGGGCUCAGCAUUCCCGAAACCGCUUCUCAGCCCUUAUGAAGCAGCGGUAAGUGUGAACAAGAUCAAGGGCUGGCAGGAGGAUGUGGAAGGCUUAGGGAUGAGUAGGACUCCAGCCAAACCAACUGCGAACGGUAGCAAAGGAGAGGUACCGGCGCAAGACAAGCAUCUGCCACUGGACGGUGACUAUCCCAUGGAUUUCUACAGUGACAGUUCCUUGGGACCUUGGACACCAAGACAUGGUAUGGCACAGGUAAAGAAGCCAGCAGGUGCAAAGAGCAAUCUGGCCUUGUUGAAGAGUUUGAGGAGCAAGAGAGCUGCUGCGUCUCCUUCUGCUUCGGCAUAA